This is a messenger RNA of Fulvia fulva, 2997 nucleotides long. RefSeq lists its product as uncharacterized. Lineage: Eukaryota; Fungi; Ascomycota; Dothideomycetes; Mycosphaerellales; Mycosphaerellaceae. The record is from RefSeq and is a predicted model, not a curated record. Bases 1 to 2997 code for a protein of 998 amino acids. The transcript has 2 exons. Gene Ontology annotation, molecular function: protein binding; nucleic acid binding.
AUGUCUGGAAACCAAAACAACAAGAACAAAAAGAACGCCAACAAGUCCACAGCUCCGCCAAUGGAUGGCCAGCUGGCCAUUGCAAUGCAAGGCGCGGACAUCUCUGGAAACGACGACAAGCCAGCCAAGCUUCCCUUCGAGCUUCAGCAAGAUGGGCAGCCCAAGAUCAACCCAGAAGACAAGAAAGACAAGGAUCCAUCUUUCUACGACGAAGAGUAUGCCGUAUCAAACAUCACUGGUACGCAAGGCGAGAAGCUGGACAUCCGCGUCAACAGGCUCGCCAUCAGCUACAAUCUACUUCCAAAGGAGUUCUACUGCUACUCGGUCGCCCUCCCACGGAUCAGCGGCAGAGUGGUCACUAAACGCCACAUCAAGAAAUUUCUCAUGCGCGAAACCUUGAUCACUGGACAGCCCUGGAGUGCAGCUUUUGCAAGCAACAAGAUCUUCACGGACUGGGAUUCUCUGAUCGUAACUGCGGAUCCGAAAAUUGGGUUGCCGACACAGCAAGGCGACAAAGCCACGGCUACCUUCCCAUUCCGCAACCAGAGCGAUCCACCAGGAACAGCACCAACACCUGUCACUUCAACAAUCACAUGUCUCGCUGUCAUCAGUCGCAGCGGCCUGACCGAUUAUCUCGGUCCCGACGGAAUCAAUGCUCCAACCUUCAACCACAGUGUCUGGAUGCGAAUCUUCAAUAUGAUGCUCAAACACUUCGCUGCCCAAGCUAACAACACCAUUACGAUUGGCAAUAAACUGUUCAGGACUGUGCCAUCCAAUGCGCAACGUCUGCCAUCAGGUCUACUGCCACAGCAAGGCUUCUUCGCCUCAGUUCGACCAGUCAACAAAGGGCUCCAGGUUCACUUCAACACCGCUGCUGCCGCUUUCUUUCCUGCGAUACCUCUGCACAAGUUUUUGCAAGGAUACUUCGGGCCUACGCUCAACCUCGAGUCUGUGAAUGGACACCUCAGGGCGGAGAUCGUCGCCACGAUUACUGGCUUGAAGGUCCGCUAUAUGUACAACCCUCCAGAUCCAGACACUCGUGCGAGGUCUCCUCCCUUGGCAAACGCGGCUGCCGGCCGCCUCAAGACCGUCAACUCACUUGGUGGUUCAGCAGAUGCGGUCAGCCGGCCACUUCAAGGCUAUCCUGCACAGACGUCAUGGACUGUGGAGCAGCACUUCAACACGAACGUUCUGACACCACCUGCGCGGAUCCAGUGUCCUAAGCUACCUCUCAUCAACGUCGGCCCAAAGAGCACUCCACAGAACCGGAAUGCUGAGGUCUGGAUUCCUAUGGAACUGCUCAUGAUUGAGCCGAACCAACCUCUGCGUACAACUGUUCCAGAGAACGACAUGACUCCCAUGGCGACCCAUUCGCGUCGUCGUCCUCUCCAGAACGUAGCUCUUCUGGAGGGUGCCGGCCUCCAGCUUCUCCAGAGGUCCAUGUUGAUUCAACAUCGUGUUAUGCAGAUUGCCGGCGGCGCUGGUCAGUUGAUGCAUACUGUCGGCAGGUUUCUCCCACUUCCUGAGCUACAGUAUCGCGGUCAGGGACGUGCCGAGAAGCACAGAAUGAAGAGUGGCAGAUGGGAUCUGAAGCGCCAAAAGUUUCGGUCUGGUACGAAAUUGGACAAACUUCUUGUCAUCAUAGUAGCCGAUGCGAACUUGGAUAAAAGUCAAGUGCAGCAGACGCUCAACAAGGUUGCUCGAGGUCUCGACGGCUAUGGUGUGGAAUGUACCGGUGCACAAUUUGCACACGCGCCAAAUGCAGGCUCAGUUCACCUGUCCGCAGCAUACGACAGCUUUCGGCAGCCCUCUAUCAGAACAGUCUUGGUCAUCUUACCUCGGAAAGACUUCAACAUGUACUCAGAAGUGAAGACCUGGGGCGAGCUCGGGAAAGGAGUGAAUACCAUAUGUGUCACGAAGGACAACGCGACGAGAAGCCUUCACAAGCCAGACUUUCAGGGCAAUCUUGCAUUAAAGUUCAACGCUAAGCUUGGUGGUAAGAACCACACUUUGGGCAAUAGCUUUCAGGGACUGUUGCACUGGGAAAGUGGGGCAACGAUGGUGGUCGGAGCCGAUGUCACUCAUCCAGGACCUUCUAGCAUUGAGUACUGCCCAUCUAUCGCCGCUGUUGUUGCUAGCCAGGACAAAGACUGUGUGCAAUUUCCAGGCUCGAUGAGACUGCAAGCAAGCCGUACAGAGACUAUCCUCGACAUGCAGGGCAUGAUGGUGGAGAGGCUUCGUCACUGGAAGGUCAAGAACAAAGACACACUGCCCGACAGCAUCUUGUACUACCGCGAUGGCGUAAGCGAGAGCCAGUUCGCUAUGGUCAAGCAGCAGGAGCUUAGCGCUAUCAGAGCUGCCUACACUCAAGUUGCCGGACAGGACGCUAAAGUAGCAAUCACGGUGGUCGUCUGCACGAAGCGUCACCAGACUCGGUUCUACCCACGAGCCAAGCAGGAAGACCUUGGUGAAAAAGAGCUUGAGCACUUCGACAGAAACAUGAACUUCAACAACGGCCUAGUCGUUGACGACCCUGCGAUUCGAGGUCCUCACUACUUCGACUUCUACCUCCAGGGCCACCAAGCUCUUCAAGGCACCGCUCGUCCGUGUCACUACUUCGUCAUUGAGAACGGCAUGGACUUCGGUCCAGACGACCUGCAAAUGAUCACCUACGGCCUCAGCUGGGUCUACGCCACCUCACUCACACCCAUCUCUCUGGCGGCUCCUGCUUACUACGCCGACAAGUUGUGCGAGCGUGGCAGAGCUUGGCUUCGCCCACUGCUGGUGAGAGGCCACGGGCUCCGACCUACACCACAGCAGGUCGCUGCAAUCAUUGCACCACUGGGCCAACACGCGACUGAUCAGCAGAAGAGGAACCAUGUCGCUGCGCACUACGCUAGUGGACAGAAUGCCGGUCCGGUCAUCUUCUGGCCUAGGAAUGGAACCCUCAAGAACCCUUGCCACCAGGCCAUUGAGGACACCAUGUUCUAUGUCUAA